Messenger RNA from Anas platyrhynchos (mallard), 6027 nucleotides. RefSeq names its product ankyrin repeat and SOCS box containing 2 (gene ASB2). Gene Ontology annotation, biological process: ubiquitin-dependent protein catabolic process; intracellular signal transduction. Gene Ontology annotation, molecular function: protein binding. Gene Ontology annotation, cellular component: ubiquitin ligase complex. Lineage: Eukaryota; Metazoa; Chordata; Aves; Anseriformes; Anatidae. The record is from RefSeq and is a predicted model, not a curated record.
GAAUGGGAAAAAGUUUCAGCAGUACAUCUUCAAGCAGGAAAUCUGAGAUUCAGAACAACUUAUAUUUUGGCUUGUAUUCGCUGAUCAUGGGGUGAUCCAGAAAUAAACUCCAGGCUUCAAAGCGAGAGUGUUUCAAAGCUGUCCUGCAGUUGAUCGAAACAUCCAGGCAAAGCAGGGAGAUGAAUACCAACAAGGAUUUUCUGAACUAAGACUUAAUCAAGGAGAUAACUAAUUUCAACAAUAUUAUUACCCUUUUAUUUCAGAACAAAAAGGAAAGCAAAACAAACACAAAGGAAUAAAAAUGGCUACAACGGCAGCAAAUACCCAAAGACAAACAAUAGGCUGUGAGGAAUACAGCCUGUACGGUAGCUUGAGCGAAGACGAGCUUAUAAAAAUGGCCAUCCAGCAGAGCUUGGAAGAGGACCCGGUGGGCCAGGCAGCUGCCCAGAGCCACCAGAAGUCAGUGGUGGGGGGCCCUGGCGAGGCGGCCACCCCCAGCCGUGGCAGCAGCCACAACCCUCCCUACCAGCUCUACCCUUGGCAAAGAUUGGCAGCCCAGCCAAGAGGCCGUGCUCAGCCUCCCAGCACAGGAGCAGCCUGGGGGGUCAGGCGAAGGUACGACGGCAGCCUGUGCAGCACAGCCCAGCCCGUAGAACUUGACCCUGUGGUGGCAGCAAUCAAGGAUGGAGAUGAAAAAGCAGUGUGCAACAUGAUGAAAUCAGGAAAAAACCUUUCUGAACCUAAUAAGGAUGGCUGGAUACCCCUACAUGAAGCUGCGUACUAUGGCCAAGUGGGUUGCCUGAGUCUGUUGCAAAAAGCGUACCCUGGCACCAUUGACCAGCGCACCCUCAAUGAGGAGACAGCUCUCUACCUGGCUACCAGCCGGGGCAACCUGGACUGCCUGCUCACCCUGCUGCAGGCUGGGGCUGAGCCCGACAUCUCCAACAAGGCCAGAGAAACUCCACUCUACAAAGCCUGUGAGCGCAAGAAUGCAGAGGCCGCCAGACUUCUGGUACAGUACAAUGCCGACACCAAUCACCGUUGCAAUCGAGGAUGGACUGCUCUCCAUGAGGCUGUCUCCCGAAACGACCUGGAGAUUAUUGAUAUCCUGGUGAAAGGCGGUGCCAAGAUUGAGUCUGCAAACUCCUAUGGAAUCACUUCUUUAUUUGUGGCAGCUGAGAGUGGGCAGUUGGAAGCUCUGAGAUACCUAGCAAAGUGUGGUGCUGAUAUAAACACUCAAGCCAGUGAUAAUGCCUCUGCUCUUUAUGAAGCUUGUAAAAAUGGACAUGUACCUAUUGUGGAGUUUCUUUUGUCCCAAGGAGCUGAUGCUAACAGAGCCAAUAAGGAUGGCCUGUUACCUCUUCACAUAGCAGCCAAAAAAGGGAUUUGCGAGAUCGUCUCCAUGCUGAUCCCCGUGACCAGCCGUACCCGUGUCAAGCGCAGCGGCAUUAGCCCCCUGCAUUUAGCAGCUGAGCGCAACAACGAUGACAUCUUGGAAGAGCUGAUUGAUGCCGGCUAUGAGGUGAACACCAGCCUCUCCACUGAACGCUCCUGCCUUUAUGAGGACAGACGCACCACUCCCCUGUAUUUUGCUGUUUUUAACAACAAUAUCUAUGCCACAGAGCUCCUGCUGCAGGCUGGAGCCAACCCCAAUGUUGACCUCAUCAACCCCUUGCUCAUCUCCAUCCGCCACGGUUGCCUGAAGACCAUGAAACUGCUUCUUGACCACGGAGCAAACAUCAAUGCCUAUAUUUCGAGCCAUCCCACCACAUUUCCAGCAACCAUCAUGUUUUCAAUGAAGUACCUUUCUGUGUUGAAGUAUCUCCUGGAUCUGGGCUGUGAUGCAGUUUCCUGUUUUCAGUGUCAGUAUGGAAAUUGCCCACACCCUGCAUUAAAUUACAGACGGGACAGACUUAAUGAUCCUCAGCUGUCCACAGAGCCAACUGUAAUACAGUUUUGUGACAUGGUGUCUACUCCAGAGAUGAGUCGCUGGGCUGGGCCAAUUAUUGAUGUUCUCCUGGAUUAUGUGGGUAACGUGCAGCUCUGUUCCCGUCUCAAGGAGCAUAUAGACAGCUACGAGGACUGGGCUGUCAUUAAAGAAAAAGCAGAGCCCCCACGGCCCCUUGCCCAUCUUUGCCGUGUCAAGGUACGAAGCCUGAUCGGAAGAAACCGCAUUAAACUUAUUGACACCUUGCCUCUCCCGCACAGACUGAUUCGAUACCUACAGCACGACUACACGCAGUGACCUCAGGCACAGCAGACACGCAGCGGCUUCCCAGCACGGCACCUGACACCAUCAGCAUGGUGAGGGUGCACGCCACGCGCAGUGGAGAGGAAUUGCUGCUGGCUUGGUCAAGUGCACUCCAAUGAUUAAUCUAAAAUCUAAAAGAAAUAUGCUUCUGGAGCACAAGUAAGAAGAAAAUGGAGGAGGCAGAUAAACAUUAGGUUUUGCGGGAGAAAACACAUGUGAUUCACCUCAGAGCUUGGUCUGCAAAGAAAAAGAAAUGAAAGGCAACUCUGAAAAAUGAAUAGUGCUGAAGCAAGUACCAGUGGGAGACUGAAAGGUAUCCUGGGGUCUAGUGGAGCUUAGCAUCCUUGCUGUGAUCACAAUUCAGAAGUUGUCAAGAGUCAACAUAUUUGGGAAAACAAUCACAUUUCAUUCACUGACUGAGAUUUUUAUUUUAGUUUCUACUCUAUGUUUUGGAUUUCUGCUCAGUGUGCUGAUUGCUGAUUCUCUGAUAGUUUGACACCAGCUUGUUAACACUUAUACUUUUUUUUUUUGGACCUUUCUUAUUGAGUAGAGUACUUGAUUUCCGAACAUUCAAAGCUCAGAACUUUAUGCUGAUGUUGAGUUCUUUAAUACUCAAGAGAAGGUUUAUUUAAGAAGGAUGUAAGAAUUGUAUUUACACACAGCAAAUACAGUUCAUGUUGUAUUACAUUUGCAAUAAGAAGAAGAUGAAAUUCUCCUUGAGAGAAUUUUCUAGACUGGGGGGCUUGAAAGAAACUCUGAGCUCUUUUUUAUUUUUUAUUUUUCAUUUCUGUAAAUUAGAAGUAGCUGCACUGUAAACAGUAGCUUGAGUCUGUCAUGAAGCUGAUGUCAAAACAGAACAAAGGCCUAGAGGAGCAUCAACAGUGACAGAGAGAAAAGAGGCAAGGUGCAUAGGGAAAGACAACACUGCAAAGCCAACUUUAUCUGUUGUUCCACUGGAAGAUCUCAUACCUAUGAAAUCCAACCUCUCUUACCUCCUUGGACCUCUGUGGCUAUAACAGUACCAUCACUGGAAGAAAAGAGGGAGUAUCUCGAAAUGAGAAAAUGCAGACUUUGAGAUUUAAAAACACAAAUGCACAAAAUUAGGCAUCUAAAACUUUAUUCAGAUUCUUAAACAAUGCCAAGUUGCUUGUGCUAGGUGUAGUUCCACUGAAGCCAAUGGGACGACAUUUGGUGUCAGAUAUUACUGAGGCAGAAUAAAAGUCCAAGGAUUUAGCCCUGAAUUUCCUGACUUUGGAAGUCUGAAGUAUCUAUUAGCUCCCUUUGACACUGAUGAAAGUUAUUAUCUCAGCUUCUUCGAAAAUUAGGUCACCUAUUUACAGCUCAGAUGCACAACUGAUUUAUGGCAGCUUAACAAGUUGCCAUCUAUCAGCUGAACCACCAUAAUUGUCCGUGAAAUUCUUUUAUUGAAGUUUUUAACAAGUCACAAUCCCGCACAGCUGGGGAGGCUGAGGAGCCCACGAAGGGUUAUUGGCAGUGUCUGCAGCUCAGUUGACAGGUGUGCCUUGCUGAACCGCUGCAAUUUGAUGCAUGCCUCGGUCCCACCCAGGCACCUAAGUAGAGAUGAAAGAGCCUAAAUUUGUAACCAUGUCUUGGUGGAUCUUAUGUUAGAAGAACGCCCUUUAUUACCUUAGGUAACAAAGGAGUUGUGCAGUAGGGUUUGUUUUGAUUCCCCACCAGAAAUCUGACAGAUCUGUUCUUUGUUUGUUGGCCUGCGUGCCAUGCAACCAGGUACAAAUACAAGUAGGGAAAAUGCAUUGCACCAACUUUUCUUUGUGUGGAGUUUUACACUUUAACACAGGAGUAAAAGUGUAUUGCACACAUACAAGUCUGUCUGGGCACAGAAAUCCAGAUUCUGUGAUGAUUUUGAUUGAAAUGCAUUCAGCGCUCUUGGGAUAGGAUGUGAGUGAAAGCAGAAAUGGUUACAGCUAAGGGCACUCUGUCCAUAGCUGUCCCCUUCCCAAAUGCAAAAGCAGUUGAAAAAACAGUUUCAAUUGACACUGAACUGUCACCUUCUUGAAAAGCUUUGGAAAGCCAGGUGAGAUUCCUCCACUGCUGAAAUUUCAUUCAGUACCUUCCAUUACCGCCAGGACCUGAGCCCUUGUCCUGCAGCAUGAGCCCACCCCUCCUACAGGAAGGAGUGAGGUCCCUGGAGGCACCAUGCCAUCUGCCCAGUACAGCCAUCAAGAAGAUGGAGCCUCCCAGUGACACCAGAUAGGAGCUGGCCACCACUGCUGGCCGUACAGAGGACAGCUGGCUGAGCAGGCUGCUGAAACCUCCCAGAGCUGUGAGUCUGUCAUCUUUAGAGCAGUAUUGCCAGUGGAGGCCCUGUAAUUGUAAGCAAUAGUUUGAGAAAUUGAAAGCCACCUGUGGAGGUCUUGCAUCCCUCACCUUACAGGGCUGAGCAGUGAAGGUCUGGGUCUUACUCAUAUUGAUGCAAAUCAGAAGAGAAAUCCUUGAAAUUAAAUGAGUGUAACAGAGCAGAAUUGUAGGGGGUGAGAGACACACAACAUGGCCUGGUGGAGACCAUUUACUUAAGCAUUUUUUUGGUGUGCAGUGAUAACCCUGGAGAUUUCUGGCUGGUAGAAGGGUUCAAAAUGACCACCUGCAUGCAUAACUGCAGGAGUGAAUUAGCCAUCCCAAACUGGGAAUUUCCCCUGAACCAGCACUGUUAUGUAUACAAAAAUCUCACAAGCUGCAAUUUCUUUUUAUGUCCUCAGACAAGCCCAUACUGGGUUUGGGCAGAUCAAAUACAGAAAUUCCAUUUCUUUUUUCAGUCAAAAGACCUUCACCUCUUUUGGGAGACUUAUGUCCUGGUUGCUCACAUCUGUCUGUCCUGAGCCACAGAGCCAUUGGCCUGAUAUGAACAUACCAGAGCUGCAGGAAGGGCAAGGACCCACACUGCACAGAAGCAGGAGAGACAGGGAUGUUAGAGGGGGAAUCUAGGAAUUAGGUUAUUGCGUUGUUUCUGCUUGAUCUUUACUGCGACCCUUCAUACAGUCAGUUUACAUUUAUUUGCACUGAAAUGGAGCCAGCUACCUCUCCUACACUCUGGUCACUGACACAAUGUUUUAUGUGUGAUACUGAAUCUGCACAAAAAUGACUAUCAUUUACUGCAUCUGUCCAGAAGUUGCUGUGAAAAGACAGAUACCCAACAUCCCAAGCAACCCAAGCUUUGUAAGCAGAUCAGUCGUCCCAGUACAGGGAAAAGUGGCUUGUUUAUAUGGAGCAUGAUAGAAUCCUUCAGAGAUGAUGACUUUUUGUGAAACGUUGUAGGAGUAUUUCAUGACCAGGUUCUGUACUUUUUCUUACUGCAACAUGUGCAAUUCACUUUAUGUUCUUGUGCACUUUUUUGAUUUUUUAUUUUGUAUCAAUGCUUUUUCAUUUACCUCUCCCUUCCCAUUAUUUAUGAAAGCUAUUGUAGUUUCAACAGUUUAAAUUUGCACUGCUGUAGUAAAUAACCACUCUCGGUUGUUAUGUUUCCAUCUUUCAAACAAAGUACAAAUUAAACAAUCAGACUCUGAAGGGUUAUCAUCUGUUCUGAACAAUAGUAUUGAACAACCAAACACUAAAACAGACAGGAAAAGUCUGAAUCAAUCCAAGCUUGAACAAUUAAUAAUUUUGAUGGUAAUCUCAGGGGUGAGAGAACAAAGUAUUGCAAGAGAAGAGAGAGAGUUGUUAUUCUUUGAAAACCUUUUGGAAAGUCUCACGCAUCUCCAUUCAGUGAUUCUGAAUAUACUUAACAAUUCGCUUCUGUU